Molecule: messenger RNA, 1623 nt
Organism: Theileria parva strain Muguga
Lineage: Eukaryota; Apicomplexa; Aconoidasida; Piroplasmida; Theileriidae
Product: Tpr-like protein
Exons: 1
Coding region: 144-1574 (476 amino acids)
Source: RefSeq, a predicted model, not a curated record
AUUGUUUUUUGUUUUACUUGGCUGUUUAAUAUUUAAUUUUUAAUUUUUUAUAGAAAUUAUUCUUUAAUAUAUUUCAACAUGCCCUUUUUGAUCAACUAUCACUGUAAUCCUCCCUAUAACUAAAAUCUGCCUUUUGUGUCAAGAUGGGUUUAAAACAUAAGGAAAUCCACAGACACUUUCAAUUCCUUAGCGAAAAUCCAUUCACCUAUGAAUUUAUAGCUGGAUUUCUCGCUUUCGCUAUGUAUAUACCUGAACAGGUAGUUUCAGUGAGUUCCAGACAUCUCGCCGUCGCCUUUAACAUACCAAAGGAAACUACAGGUAUAUAUUUUAGCAAGUUGUUCAGUCUUCGUGCCCUUGUGUUGCUAUUAGGAUCUUUAGCAGUGUAUAUUUUUAAAUGGUUCAUAAGCGACGAUAACAUAUUUUUCACGUUGCUUUUUUAUACAUUAUUAAUUGUAUCGAGAGUUAUCAUUCUUGUGUUGUUGUACUUUUGCAAGAAUCUGGCUCUGGGAUUUUAUAACAUUUUCAUCUUAGAGUCACUCUUCCUAGGUCUAUUCCAACUCACCUUCUUCACUCUGACGCCAGAGUAUGUAUCAUUAUUAAGUCUUUGCUUUAAAAUAUCAAAGAUUUCUGUAUUUCUAAUUCAGCUGAGUAUGGACUUCACAACAUACAAUAGUCCAUUCCUAAUGGUGAAGAUACACUUUUUCAUUAUUUUUGUCAUUUCAUUCUUUUCCAUCUUCAUGUGGUUCUUCUACUGUAUAAAUUACACUAAUUUCAAACGCAAGCCAAUACAAUCAACCCAAACUAAUGAAGCUAUUGAUAAUUCAUACAAAUAUACAGUUAAUGGUUCAAAAAGUAAGGUCAUUGAAAUUGUAUCAAAUGAUGGCAACCUGGGCCCAGAACCAGGCUUUUUUAGGCAGUUGAGAAACAGCAUCUCACCUUUCUUGAUGUGUCUAAUCUCAAUUAUGCUAAAGAAUACAAUAUCGCCUGGAAUUCUCCCAUAUGCACUCCUGGAUAGGGAUAAGUGCCACAAAAUCAAUAUGGCCAUCAUCCCAAUGGGACUCCUGGGGGCAUUUGCUAUACACUUUUUAAAAGUUAAAGUGAAGUCAAUCAAUGAAAAAUGGACCUGGCGAUGGCACUUAAUGUGGAUUUUCAUCAUCCCCUGUGUAGUAAUAUUUAUAAUAACCUUCGCAGCACUCCACUCAGAUGGAGCUCUUUCCAACGCCAUUAUAAACUCACAAAAAUCGGUUUUAUGGAUGGCGGUAUUUUUCUUCUUCUGUUUCGCGUUUGUCGAAUCGCUGGGUUAUCUUGGAGUUGUCUCCAACGUUAAGCAUAAUGGAAAAGUCUAUGGAAACGGACUUAAAGUGGUCUCGACGAACCAAUUCUCCGGUUAUGUGACUGGGUUCUUGUUUUAUAAAAUCUCUGUAGGAUAUAAUGUUACGCGUUCCUUCGCAACAAUUCCUCCAGAAGUUACCGGAUCUUUCAUUAGGUUCCUAUACUGGAUUCGGGAAUCUUUACACGGAGCGUUCAGCGACUUUAUAAAGGAUUUCCAAAUGAACAUCAAGGAAUACAUUUAGUUUUUUUCGUUUUUUUAUUAUUUUUUUUUAUUUUUUUAAAUCGGUUUUU